GUGUGUGUGUGUGUGUGAGAGAGAGACUGACUUCCGGCAGAAAGUAAUCCACGGUCUUUUCAAUGAGGAAGUUAGCUCCUCUUACCCAGUUAAAACCAUAAGAUGAAAUAGGCUUUUAUCUUUAUGUAAACGUACUAUAUAAGCUGCAGAGAGGGAUCAGCGAGCUAUGGCCUACCGUCUGUUUGAAGGCAAACAGCAUGCUUCUUCCUACUGGAAGCACAGGAUCUCACCAUCAGAUGAGCUGAUAAGACAGGUGCUUGAUUUUCUGGAAAAACGGAAAGGACAUCCCUUCCAGCUGGCAGUGGAUGUUGGUUGCGGCUCAGGACAGGGCACGGUGCUGCUGGCCAAACACUUUGCCUCGGUGGUGGGGACAGACGUUAGUCCUGCCCAGGUGGAAGUGGCUUUAGAGCAUGCUAAAGAGCCAAACAUCACGUAUAGACAGUGUGUGGCCGAGGAGCUGCCAUUGGCUGACAGCUCGGUGGACUUGAUUACAGCCAUGUCUGCCUUCCACUGGUUCGACCGACCACGUUUUCUCCAUGAGGCCCACAGGGUCCUGAAGCCCAAUGGCUGCUUGGCUCUGCUCAACUACACCAUUAACAUGGAGCUCAGCUACCCGGACUGCUGCUCACAUACACUCAACCAAGUCUGCAAAGAGUUUUAUGCAGCCUUGGAGCCUUACCGCAGUCCCCACCUUGGUACCAGCUCUAUGGAGUUAUACCGGGAGGCCUAUGAAUCCAUCCCUUACCCUGACAAGGACUGGCAAGAGUGUGUGUGGGUAAAAAGACCCAUGCCACUGUCCAGCUACAUGGGGUUGGUGGAGACUUUCUCGAGCUAUCAGGCUCUGCUGAGAGAGGACCCGCAGAAAGCCACCACGCUCUCCCAGGACAUCUGUCAAAGGUUGAUGUCCGUAAUGAGGGUGACCUCAGUGGAGACAGAGGUAGUGGUGGCUGUGAAGUAUUAUUACCUUCUGGCCUGCAAACCCCAGGAAGCCUGACUGCUGCCAGCACGGGAACUUGUGCCAGCCCCCCCCCCCCCCCCCCCCCCCCCCCCCCCCCCCACCCCACCCCUGGCCUUUUGUCAACUUUAAUGUCUGAAGGUUUUCUUUUGGACAUUUAAAAACACUAGAAUGCUAGUGUGUAGUGUGCUAGUUGUUACUUACAUAAGCUAUGUAUAUACUGUAUGCUUGAAGGUCCCAUGUGAUGGUGUUCUUUGGAUGCUUUUAUAUAGACCUUAGUGGUCCUCUAAUACCAUAUCUGAAGUUUCUUUUCCAAAAUUCAGCUUUGGUGCAGAAUCACAGCCACUAGAGCUAGUCCCACAAUAAGCCUUCCUUAGGACGUGCCAUUUCUGCGGGCUGGGGGUGUGGCCUUGACCAACUGCCACUUUGCUCGUUUGAAAGCCAUGAUGUCUCUCUCUCAUGGGUGGGCCAAAUCCUCAACCCCUAAAAGAGGAGGUAACAUUGCCCCUUAUGACCUCAUAAGGAGCGAGAUUCCAGAUCGGCCCAUCUGAGCUUUCAUUUUCUCAAAGGCUGAGCAGGAUACCCAAGGCUCGGUUUACACCUAUCGCCAUUUCUAGCCACUGGGGGGCCAUAGGCAAGCUGGGGGAACGGAUAUUAAUAAACUCAUAAAGUGACAUUUUCAUGCCAUGGGACCUUUAAAUUCUGUUUUGCAUACAAAUGUCGCAUAGUUAAAAGGAAUAGUUUGACAUUGUGGGAAAUACUCAUACUCAAAUGAGAAGAGUGAUGCCUCUCUCAUAGACAUGAGAGUGUAUUGAUCUUCCGAAAUAAUUUUAAGCAAAAAAGCUUUCUGAGAAUAUCAAACUAUUGCUUUAAAGUCAAACUAAGGAAAGAGCUGAUCAGCUGUUUCUUUAACAAAAACAUCCUCAAAUGUACACUUACUCUUCAGUUAUUCCGGGCGGCAGUCGCUCACUCUUGGGAUGGGCUUCGGGAUCUCGCCAUGUAAUGCAUAUCUAUUGGACCUUUCAGUAUUUGUGUGUAUUUCGGGUCUGUGUGUCUAAUGUGUGUAAUAACAGAGUG
This is a messenger RNA of Etheostoma spectabile (orangethroat darter), 2032 nucleotides long. RefSeq names its product putative methyltransferase DDB_G0268948. Bases 167 to 994 code for a protein of 275 amino acids. The record is from RefSeq and is a predicted model, not a curated record. NCBI's taxonomy places the organism in Eukaryota, Metazoa, Chordata, Actinopteri, Perciformes, Percidae. Gene Ontology annotation, molecular function: S-adenosylmethionine-dependent methyltransferase activity. The transcript has 6 exons.